AUGGAUGUCGUCCUAGAGGUCGUCGACACCUUUAUUGCCGACUAUGCAUAUGCCUACUUCUAUCCAAAGCGUCUAGCUCCCUACGACUUCCCAUCACCGUCCAACACAACCGACACAUCAGCCAAGGCCUUCUCGACAUGGAGUUAUAAACCGGCCACACAGUUCAUUAUGCUGGAACCACCAGAGCAAGCAUACAUGAGCUCAUGGGAUCGCGAUAACCCUCUUCGCCAGGCUCUUACUCUUUAUCUCAUCACUUGGAUCUUUGGCCUUCUUGUAUACUUCAUAGUCGCUACACUUUCAUACAUAUUCAUUUUCGACAAGCGCACCUUUGAGCACCCGCGGUUCAUUAAAAAUCAGGUCCGCAUGGAGAUCGUUGCGGCCAACAAGGCCAUGCCAGUCAUGGCCAUCAUCACAGCACCCUUCUUCCUCCUUGAAGUUCGAGGCUAUGGCAAACUGUACGACACUACCGAAGACGGACCCGGCCUGUGGUAUGACUUCUUGCAGUUCCCACUCUUCCUCCUCUUUACCGACUUUUGCAUCUACUGGGCUCAUCGCUGGCUUCACCACCGUUUGGUCUACAAGUAUCUGCACAAGCUUCACCAUAAGUGGAUUAUGCCUACUCCAUUUGCUAGCCAUGCCUUCCACCCUCUUGAUGGCUUCACUCAAUCUUUGCCUUACCACAUCUUCCCUUUCAUCUUUCCGCUUCAGAAGAUGGCCUAUGUUGCACUCUUUGUGUUUGUCAACCUCUGGUCUGUCAUGAUCCACGAUGGCGAGUAUCUCACCAACAACCCUGUUGUCAACGGUGCUGCAUGCCACUCACUCCAUCACUCUCGCUUCGAGGUCAACUAUGGCCAGUUCUUCACUGCCUUUGACCGUAUGGGCGGUACCUACCGUAUGCCUGAGCAGUGGAUGUUCGAGCGGGAUAUGAAAAUGUCCGAAGGUCGCUGGAAGAAGGAGAUCGAAAAGGUGGACGAGCUCAUUGAAGAGAUCGAGGGUAGUGACAACCGCACUUAUACGGAUAGCGCGCCCAUCAUGAAAAAGACGCAAUAA
Fusarium pseudograminearum CS3096 is the source of this 1050-nucleotide messenger RNA. RefSeq lists its product as uncharacterized. The transcript is spliced from 2 exons. Gene Ontology annotation, biological process: lipid biosynthetic process. The record is from RefSeq and is a predicted model, not a curated record. Gene Ontology annotation, molecular function: oxidoreductase activity; iron ion binding. NCBI's taxonomy places the organism in Eukaryota, Fungi, Ascomycota, Sordariomycetes, Hypocreales, Nectriaceae. Bases 1 to 1050 code for a protein of 349 amino acids.